Oryzias melastigma (Indian medaka) is the source of this 1391-nucleotide messenger RNA. RefSeq names its product mitochondrial ribosomal protein L44 (gene mrpl44). Bases 97 to 1092 code for a protein of 331 amino acids. Gene Ontology annotation, biological process: primary miRNA processing; regulation of gene expression; rRNA processing. Gene Ontology annotation, cellular component: nucleus. NCBI's taxonomy places the organism in Eukaryota, Metazoa, Chordata, Actinopteri, Beloniformes, Adrianichthyidae. The transcript is spliced from 4 exons. Gene Ontology annotation, molecular function: ribonuclease III activity; double-stranded RNA binding. The record is from RefSeq and is a predicted model, not a curated record.
GGCUACGCAGAGAGCCGGUCGAUUGUUUCGUGUCGGACGCUUUUAGCAGCUGCACGCGCAUGCGCACCCGCGCUCCUGUCAGGAGGGGAAGGAAAAAUGGCGACGGGGUUCGUGUUAAACCGCGGCGUGUUCACGCUGGGGAUUCACAGCCAGCGGCUGUGCAGAAGCGUCCCGCUUUUCCAGGUCAGAGAGAAGAAACGGUGGAUGAAGGCGUACACGUUUCUGAUGGCGAAGAAGCUGAAGCUUGAAGGGCCUCCACCCCCGAAGCCCCGGUGGCAGCAGCCUAAUUGGGAUUACCACGCUGAAGUCCAGGCCUUCAGCACCCGCCUGCAGGAGAACUUCUCCCCGGAGCUCCUGAAGACGGCCUUCAUAAACCCUUGUUAUCUGCGUGCGGAGCAGGAGAGGAGACAGCAGCUGGGAGUGGACUCUGAGAGCACAGCUCUGUCCCUGAAGGACAACGUUCAGCUGCGGAACAGCGGAGAGCUUUUCACCCAAAGCUUCCUGACUGACUGGUGCAGGGCUAACUUCCCGAGCCUCCCGGAUGCGGGAGUGGAGAGCGUCGUGGGGAACCUCACCAGUGCGGCCGUGGUGUCUCACGUGGCUCGAAACCUGGGUGUUGAAGACCUGAGCAUGACUGCAGACUUCCCCGUUCCCGAUGAGGUUCUCCGCUCCACGUUCAUGGCUGUGAUUGGAGCUCUGAAGGAAAGCAGUGGAGCAGAGCGGACUGGGUUUUUUCUCAGGGAUUUCCUGACGACUCAGCUGAUAGGAAAAGACCUGUUUGAUUUGUGGAGUGUGGUGGACCCCAUGGGGCUGCUGGUGGAGGAGCUGACAAAGAGGAAGAAAUCUCUGCCAGAACCUCGCCUCAUCAGGGCUGCUGGAGCCAGCACUGUCCUGCCUCUGUACUUUGUCGGCUUAUACAGUGACCAGAAGCUCAUCGCUCAGGGUCCCGGAGAGACUCUUGUUGGCGCAGAGGAAGAAGCAGCUCGAGUGGCUCUCCGCAAACUUUAUGGCUUCACUGAGAAUCGCAGGCCCUUCGAUUUCUCCCCACAACAACAGCUUCAGCAGCCGCUACUGCAGUCUGUCAGUCAGUAACAGAGAGAAAACACCAACAAUGCCUCACCACUGAACUUUAUAAAGCAAGACCGGACGACAGGCUGAAGAGUUACUGUAAAUACGAUUCAUGUCAUUCAGAUUAAGGAGAAAAAAAGGCCUAUUUUAUCUAACUUUUAUUUAGAUAAGCCAAGGUCACAAAAAGUUUAUUGAAGGGCAAACUGAACUGUAACAGUCCCUAUGUCUUGUUAUCCUCUUGUAAAUAUUGCAGAUGACAUUGGGUUUACUUUGGUUUUAAGUGGCACCUUUAAUAAAAAAAUAUUUGGCAAAGUAAAAGUACA